CAAAAACGGGGUAAGAAACAAGCCCGACCUCGGGAUGGGGCGAGGAUAUUAAAUCGGAAUUUAAGAAUAUAUUUUUUGAGAACAGCUCAGGGCUAACAGGGGGCAGCAUGCUUGGAGGUGGGGCACCGCGGAGAAACAUCAGCCACACCCCGGAGAACAGCUAAUGUUAACGGUAGCCUGGGAGCUAUCGAAGCUAAGCUAGCCAAUUAGCUCCGGCUAGUAACGGCGGAGAGGACAACUGGCGAGUCUCUGCCUGAACCAGAUCAACCAGCGGCGUGAUUUUGAAACCGUUUAUUGAUUUCACGGUCGGGACUUCGGUGGAAAUGGGCCAAACAUCGUGUUGAUUGUCUGCCGAGAGAGGAGACCCGGGCUAUGAGGAUAGAGGCUCGCUAGCUCGGCUGCUAACAGUUGUUUUUCGUUCCGGAGCGGAACCACAAUAAGCCGCGGCCCUGGCCAUGCCCUCGAGUGCACGGGCGGGCAAUCUGAAAGACCCCGAAGUGGCAGACCUCUUCUGUAAAGAUGAUCCGGAGAAGCUGUUCGCGGACCUCCGUGAGAUCGGCCAUGGCAGCUUCGGAGCUGUUUACUUUGCCCGAGACGUGCGCAACAAUGAGGUGGUGGCCAUCAAGAAAAUGUCGUACAGCGGCAAACAAACAAACGAGAAAUGGCAGGACAUCAUUAAAGAGGUGAAGUUCCUGCAGAAGCUUCGCCACCCGAACACCAUCGAGUACCGAGGAUGUUACUUGAAGGAGCACACGGCCUGGCUGGUGAUGGAGUACUGCCUCGGCUCGGCCUCGGACCUCCUCGAAGUUCACAAAAAGCCGCUCCAGGAAAUAGAAAUUGCUGCUAUUACCCAUGGUGCACUGCAGGGAUUAGCAUAUCUUCACUCUCACAACAUGAUUCACAGGGACGUGAAAGCAGGAAACAUCCUGCUGACGGAGCCGGGUCAGGUCAAACUGGGAGACUUCGGUUCUGCUUCCAUCGUGGCUCCGGCUAACUCCUUCGUGGGGACUCCGUACUGGAUGGCUCCGGAGGUGAUCUUGGCGAUGGAUGAAGGCCAGUAUGACGGUAAAGUGGACGUCUGGUCGCUGGGCAUCACCUCCAUAGAGCUGGCGGAGAGGAAGCCCCCUCUCUUCAACAUGAACGCUAUGAGUGCCUUAUAUCACAUCGCUCAGAAUGAAAGCCCCAUCCUCCAGUCCAACCACUGGUCUGAUUCCUUCCGCAACUUUGUUGACUCUUGCCUACAGAAGAUUCCCCAGGACCGGCCUACCUCGGACGUGCUGCUAAAUCAUCGGUUCUUGUGCCGCGAGCGGCCGCUGACGGUCAUCAUGGACCUGAUCGCUCGAACCAAGGACGCAGUGAGGGAGCUGGACAACCUGCAGUACCGCAAGAUGAAAAAGAUCCUGUUCCAGGAGACGCAGCAGAACGGACCGGUGUCUGAGGGAGGAGAGGACGAGGAGGAGGUGGAGCAGUACCUGCUGCGGACCGGGACAGUGAACAGCAUGGAGAGCUCCCAGUCCGUCCCCAGUAUGUCCAUCUCAGCCAGUUCCCAGAGCAGCUCCGUCAACAGCCUGGCUGACGCCUCCGACGACAGCAGCAGCGAGAUGGCCAUGAUGCAGGAGGGAGAGCACACCGUCACCUCCAACAGCUCCAUCAUCCACCGGCCCACGGGUCAGGAUAACAUCUAUGAUGACCCGUACCAGCCUGAGAUGGACCAGCCUCAGGCUCCCUCAGCUGGACGCCGUCGGGCGUACUACCGUAACCGCGACCACUUCGCCACCAUCCGAACCGCCUCGUUGGUGACCCGUCAGAUCCAGGAGCACGAGCAGGGCUCUGCGCUGCGGGAGCAGAUGUCCGGGUACAAGCGUAUGCGGCGGCAGCACCAGAAGCAGCUGAUGGGGCUGGAGAACAAGCUGAAGGCAGAGAUGGACGAGCACCAGCUGAAGCUGGACAAAGAGCUGGAGAACCAGAGGAACAGCUUCUCCACUGAGGCCGACAAGCUGGCCAAGAAACACCAGGCCAUUUUAGAGAAGGAGACCAAAGCUGCUCUGGCAGAAGAGAAGAAGUUCCAGCAGCACAUCCUGGGCCAGCAGAAGAAAGAGCUCACCAGUUUACUGGAGUCACAGAAACGCCAGUACCGCCAGCGCAAAGACCAGCUGAAGGAGGAGCUGAACGAGAACCAGUCGACUCCGAAGCGUGAGAAACAGGAGUGGCUGAUCCGUCAGAAGGAAUGUCUGCAGCAGAUGCAGGCGGAGGAGGAGGCGAGCCUGCUGCGGCGGCAGCGGCAGUACUACGAGCUGCAGUGUCGCCAGUACAAGAGGAAGAUGCUGCUCGCUCGCCACAACCUGGAGCAGGACCUGCUGAGAGAGGACCUGAACAAGAAGCAGACCCAGAAGGAUCUGGAGUGCGCCAUGCUGCUGCGGCACCACGAGUCCACCCAGGAGCUAGAGUUCAGGCAGCUGGGCUCGGUGCAGCGGACCCGGGCCGACCUGAUCCGGACGCAGCACCAGACCGAGCUCACCAACCAGAUGGAGUACAACAAGCGCCGGGAGCAGGAGCUGAGGCAGAAGCACACCAUGGAGGUCCGGCAGCAGCCCAAGAGCCUCAAGUCCAAAGAGCUGCAGAUCAAGCGUCAGUUCCAGGAGACCUGUAAGAUCCAGACCCGUCAGUACAAAGCCCUGAGGAACCACCUGCUGGAGAGCACUCCCAAGUCCGACCACAAGGCUGUCCUCAAACGCCUCAAAGAGGAGCAGACACGUAAGCUGGCCAUCCUGGCCGAGCAGUACGACCACUCCAUCAACGACAUGCUGUCCACACAGGCUGUGAGUAAGCUGCGUCUGGAUGAGACGCAGGAGGCGGAGUACCAGGUGCUGAGGAUGCAGCUGCAGCAGGAGCUGGAGCUGCUCAACGCCUACCAGAGCAAGAUCAAGAUCCACACCGACACCCAGCACGAGCGCGAGGUAAAGGACCUGGAGCAGAGGGUGUCCAUCCGCCGGGCGCUGCUGGAGCAACGGAUCGAGGAGGAGAUGCUCUCGCUGCAGAACGAGCGCUCGGAGCGGAUCAGGACUCUGCUGGAGCGCCAGGCCCACGAGAUCGAGGCCUUUGACUCGGAGAGCAUGCGUCUGGGCUUCAGCAACAUGGCGUUGAGCGGGAUCCCUGCCGAGGCCUUCAACCAGGGCUACCCGACCCCCAGCCCGUCCUCGGGCUCCGGCGGCUGGCCCUCGCGGCCCGUCCCGCGCUCCGGGAGCCACUGGAGCCACAGCGUGCAGAACUCGGUGUCCACUCCGUCCUGGCGCAGCCAGAACCACGGCGGCGGAGGCUUCGGCCGUGCCGAGUCCAUCACCUCGUCCCACGGCCUCGGCAGGGACAGCGAGUUGCACAAGAGCAGCCGCGGCUCCACCUCCUCCUCGUCCUCCUCCCACUCCUCCUCCCACCACCACCACCACCACCACCACCAGCAGCAGCAGCAGCAGCAGCACUACCUCCCGCAGCACUACCAGCACCACCAGAGCACGCCGCAGCUGUACCGCGACAGCCACGACAGCCGGGAGCGAGACCGCGCCAGGGAGUGGGCGGGCGGCGGUGGCGGCGGGGGCGUGCACUACCCCCACCACUCCCAGGCCCACCACCACCACCUGGCUACCCACGCCUCCUCCCAGUCUCUGGCUCUGCUGCCUCCCCCGCCGCCACCUCCGCCCAUCUCCCUCUCCUCCUCCUCCCCCCCCUCCUCCGCAUCCUCAUCUUCGUCGUCGCAGGGCGGCUACGGCGGCGGCGGCCUGAGCAUCCGGGGCCCCAGCCUGAUGGCGCUCAGGAACAGCCCCCAGCCUCUGAGGAGGACGGCAUCAGGAGGGCCGGGCGGUGGCGGCAGCGAUGGCGGGCUGAGCCGCAGCACGUCAGUCACUUCCCACAUCUCCAACGGCUCGCACCUCUCCUACUCAUGAAACACCUGGUCUGGUCACAUCUGAUCAGAUUUCGUCUGGUCUGGUCACGUCACAUCAGAUUUGGUCUGGUCUGGUCUAGUCUAGUCUAGUUUAGUCUGAUCCGGUCCGAUCCAAUCCGUUCUGACCUGAUCUGGUCUGGUCUUGAGUGGUCCUGUAAAGAAAGAGGUUUCAGUUUUUAGUUAUUUUUAGAGGCUCCAUGGUGCCUCAGAGAAACUAACCCUCGUUUUAAAGUGUAAAUUUUAACGUCUCCUUUCUCAAAGUUUGCUGGGACAGAAAAAGUUCCUGACGCACACGAAGAGAAAGAGAGGAAGCCAUUUUUAUUUUAUUUUUCUUAGUAUUAACCCCCCGAGCGUUCAAGAGUUGCACAGUGACGAAACAAAACGAUCCCAAAAAAAUAAAAAAAAUGAGCCAUGUGCUGCAAAAUGAACAUGUGGAGCUGUGACACAUCUGACUUUAGGAAAAAACAAAUAAACUUGAAUCUGUUUGUUCAUUUUGCGUCACGUUGAAUCUGUUGCACGGAGACGCAGCAAGCUCGUUAGCUUCCACUCUAAAACCACUGUAACUAUGUAAAUAACAGGAACCAGCUUUUAAUUUGUAGGUGUCGGCGGGCGGGCGGGGCGACCAAGGGAAGACUUCUUGAAACACAUUUUCUUUUUAUUUGUAGUGAUCAAUAAGAUUCUGUAUAUGACAAUUAAAGAAACACUGCCAUCUGUUUGCUGGGCUGCAGAGACAACUCUUCUACACUGCCCUUUAAGUCUCUGGAGGAGCUUUGCUGUUUUAAUUCCACAUGACGAGUUAUCAGAGAUCUGUGUUCAGUGCAGACGUUUACACUCUAAACACUCAAAAUAAAAUAAUUUUACCCAAAAAUAUUAAAACAUCAGUUUUGCAAUAAAAAAUAUUUUUUCCGCUCAGUGAUGACCUGUCGUUCAUGCCAAUGUAUUUAAUGACGUCCUAGUUUUUUAUUCACAUUUUUUGUUCAUUUCAUAAUGCUGCUGAUGUGUAAAAUGACAAAAAAUCCUUAUAAUAAGAAAGUAAAUUUGAAUAAUUCACUUACUUAAUUUAAUAUUUGGCAAUUUUCAGGUUCACUCAGAUUUUUUUGUCUUAUAUUUUCAGUCAUUUUGAAAGAAAAACGACAAAUAUAAAUCAUUUAUUUAUUUUUUUCCCACGAAGUACCCAGGCAUUCUGUAAUCACACCCAGGCCUAGACGAUAAACAGGAUCAUUUCUUUUUUCCACAUUUCUGCACUGAACUCACAAGAAAGAAAAUAAGCUGGUGAUUUUAUUUGAUAGUUUUAAUAAUUUGCUUCCUUAUUUCACACAAAUUAAUUAUUUAAUACUAUACAUUUCUGAUCUUUCAAGUCAAUUUUAAAUUUGUUUUUCAUUCACAAAUGUAGUAUUUCAGUCAUUUUGAAAUCAAUAAAAACCUAAACACCCUGGUGUACUGUAACACGACCCAGACCUAAGAGACAAAAGCCUAAAAAUUAGAAUUAUUAUUUUUUAAAUCCACAUUUCUGCACUGAACUCACAGAGAAAAACAAACUAACGUUGAUUUAAUGUAACUCAAAUUAAAACAGCAAAUAAUAAAACGUCCCAGCAGCAGAAUGUGGGACUGCUCCUUUAACGGGACGCUGCCAGAGAGUAUUUUUGAGUGAGCCGAGCACUAAAUCUGUGUUUGCUGAAAGUGUGUGUGUGUGUGUGUGUGUGUGUGUGUGUGCGUGUGUGCGUGUGUGCGUGUGUGCGUGUGUGCGUGUGUGCGUGCGUGCGUGCGUGCGUGCGUGCGUGCGUGCGUGCGUGCGUGCGUGCGUGUGUGUGUGUGUGUGCGUGUGCGCAGCUUACCUCCACCUCCACCUGUUGUUCCCCUUCUCACAGUCUGCUCUGCAUCUGUACAUAACAUGUUACAUUUAAAAAAGAAAAAGAAAAAAAAUUAGUACAAUUCAGUGCAUGUAACUUUGUGUACAGACGGCAUUUGUAUGGAUAAAAAUGCACACUACCUAUUUAUAUAAAUGCAUAUAAAUGUAAGAUACCUGCAGAAGAGGCAGGUGUGCUGAAGAUUGUUCACUGUCCAACACUUUGACUUGCAUUGUACUUCCCAGUGUACAUAAAGCACUAACCAACGAGACGGAAUAAUAAUGAUUCUCGGUGUUGUAGACAAAUAGAUGCUAUCAUUAUUAUUAUUACCUCUACUGCAGCUGUAAUAUUUAUGUUGUAUGCUAAUUUUUAAAAAUGUAAUUGCCAAUUUUGACCACUAGGUGGGGGGAAUAAGCGCAAUGUUACUGUGAUAGAGCUAUAAUUAAAAAGAAAAAAAUAUUCUAAAGGAGGACACAAAGGACUACCAUUCCCAGCAUUCCUGUGGGCAGGAGGGGGAGGAGGGGUGCUGGGUUCGACCUUUUUUUUAUUUUAUUUUUUUUAUUUUUGAGCCAGUAUUAAAAUGUGGAGCUGAGUAAUAAUAAUAAUAAUUUCCAGAUUUGUUCACAACGUUUGGUGCCAUGUUUUUAUUUUUAUUUUAUUUCAUAUUUCACUGUUUAGAAGGACUUUUCCCACAAACAAACAAAAUAAAAACACUGUAAACUGAAAAUGUGGAGCUGCAAAGUGUUCAUCAUUUAAACAGACAUUAUUAUAUAAAUAUAAAUGGUGAAAAAUAUUAAAAUUCAACUUGUUUAUAAUUUCGGCAAAAACAUUUUUUUAUUUUAAUUUUUCAGUUAGAGUUGUAUUUCCUGCCAAUUUAUUUAAUUACAUCCACAUUUUUUAUUCACCUUUUUAUUUCAUAAUGCGGCUGUUGUGUAAAAUGAUAAAAUGCUUUUUGAAAUAAAAAUAAAUAAUCUGCUAAAACUCUCAAUAAGAAUAAGCCAUGAAACAUUUAAUAUAAGUGAGUUGAGUUUUAAUAAUUAACACAAUUUCCAUGAGUUUUUAUUUAAUUUUUAACUUUUUUUUAAAUACCUAUCCCACUUUAUUCCAUAUUAUUAUUUCUUAAAUGAAUUACAUUUCUUUUAAUAUUUGUAUUUUAUUUUAUAAUGCCACUCUCAUUCAAAGUGACAUUAUGAAAUAAAAACAUUUUAAAUACAUAUUUCUAACAUGGAAAUAAAAGUGGACUCCUUGAUUUAAUGUUUCCUUUAAAUAUUCAACACUUUGUGGCUCUGUGAGCGGGAUCGAACAGGCGGCUCAUCAUUUGUUUUUGCACAGUGUGAAUGGGUAGAAAACUCAGCGGGUCGCCUCCUGCAGCGUCCUGCAGGGGGCGCUCCUCCGUGUGAUCUGAUGCUGUCUGUCGUUGUCACGUCUACCUCAUUUGCACUGAUAGUAAAAGAAUGUUUGGGUGGAUUAUUGAAGCAUAUUUCUCAUAUGCGGACUUUGGAUUUUUUGCUUAAAUAUUCUCAGUUUAUUUCCCGUAUUUGUGCAAAUGUUUGAUGCAGAAUGAGACAAGGGAGUGGAAGCUGGAAAUGUUUGAGUUUUAAUGUCCUCCUGGACUUUAACAGAGACACUAAAGAGGCGUUCAGGUGCAGCAGGAUGUUGUCGUUUCGAUCUGAAUGUGCUGGUCGAUCAACUUCUCCCUCAAAAUAACCUCAAGAAAUGUUUGUGAGAUUUCAUUUUGCCAACUUUAAUUUUUCUUUGUUGUUGUUUUUUUUUAAAUGCAUUAUUUUGUAAAGAGUUUCAGUGCUGAUCAUUCCGCAGUCGUCUUGUUUCUGUUACUGUUUUAUUUUUGCCAACAAAAGCUGCUGAUCACAGGAAGCUGUGUGCAGUUAUGUGACAUCAGGAUUUCUGUGUUUUCAUGUCCUCAAAGUUAAAGGAACGUUUUGGGAAAUUUUCAUGUUUGCCGUCAGAUGAGAAGAUGUUUAUUAGUUUAAUAAGCAGCAGCUACUGAUUAUGUUUUAUUAUCACGUCAUUUGCUGAUUUAUUUAAUUGAUUAUUGGAUUUUUCUUUUCAGUUGAUAAAAUGUCUCAAAAUAGUGAAACAUUUUGGUAUUUUCUUUACUAUUUUCUCAACCAGUGCACAUGUUUGUGUCUUAGUUUACAGGUUUUUACAAUACUAAUAAUUAUUAUUUUUAAAUUCUGGUAGACAUCAUUUUUUUUAAAUGUUUUGACUCUUCCAAACCGUUAUUUCUUUUUUAUAAAUCUCUGCAUGACUUUGAAUUUUAUUCAUGGGCAUUUACAUCAUAUUUGCAUUUUUUUUUUCAAUAUUUGCUAAAUAAAUUCAAUUAUUUAAAUGUUUUGGUUGAUAAAACGUUUUAAAAUAGUGACAAAUUAAACUUAAUGCAUCAGAAUUUUUUUCCAUCGUAUUUACAUUUUCCUUCAUCUGCAAUAUAAUGUUUGAUACAUAGCAUGUGUUGUUGAUUUUUUUUAAAAGUUGGGAAAAAAUGCAAUCUAAUAAUUAUUUUUUUAAAUUAUUUUAAAUUCUAGUAAAAUGUAAUUCUGGCAGUAUGUUUCAGUCUUUAUUUAUUAAAUUAAGUCAUUUUUCAAACAAAUAUACUGAUAAACAAAAUUAGUUGCAGCUUCUCAUAUGUGAAGUUUUUUUUACCUUUCUGUUUUAUUUUUAUUUAUUUUUUUCUGUCCAGAAACUUUUUGAGGUUUUGGACUUUUCGUUGGAGAAAAAAAAACCAAGACAUUUAAAUAUUUUUUACCGAAUAAAAUAAUCUGCAGGUUAAUUAAUAAUAACAAGCAUGAGUUGCAGACUUUUAUUAUUAGUGGUUUGGGUCAUAAAAAUGACUCAUUUUUUUCCAAACAUCCCAAAAACAUUCAGUUUAUUGUCACAUAAAAAAUGUUUUGUCAUAUUUAUCCUUUUCUCUGUGUCUCUCUGCACUCUGUGGUGCAUUCAGGGACAGUAAACCUUGUUUUUAAAGGUUUCAGUCUGUCUAUGACUCGAUGGCAAACGAGCAAAUUUCCCAAAAUGCUGUUGUGUUCUUCCUUUACUCAGUAGUUUGUAUUUUC
Centropristis striata (black sea bass) is the source of this 8855-nucleotide messenger RNA. It is a transcript of the gene taok2a, whose product is annotated as TAO kinase 2a. Gene Ontology annotation, biological process: protein phosphorylation. The record is from RefSeq and is a predicted model, not a curated record. Lineage: Eukaryota; Metazoa; Chordata; Actinopteri; Perciformes; Serranidae. The transcript has 20 exons. Bases 456 to 3938 code for a protein of 1160 amino acids. Gene Ontology annotation, molecular function: protein kinase activity; ATP binding.